CGUACUGCCGAUGUCGUUGUCAACUAGAUCUUCCGUGGCCAUGAACGACGAACAGCCACCGAUUGAGAAGGAGAAGUUGACCGCUCAGGUGUACCCGAUUCCGUCACUUCCUGACGAUUUGCUAUUGAGUAUCUUCGCACGCGUCUCGAGAUUGGACUACCCGAUUCUCUCUCUCGUCUCCAAGAGCUUUCGAUCUCUCCUAGCUUCACCUCACCUUUACGAGACUAGAUCACUCUUAGGCCGCACCGAGAGUUGUCUCUAUGUGUGCUUAAAGCUCCCUCCUGACUUUAACACAACUUGGUUCACCCUCUGCCGGAGACCGGAUCAGACCCAUAAGCAGAAGAAGUCAAUGGGAAGAAAUCUUUUGGUUCCAUUCCCAUCUCUAGAAUCUCCUCCUGUGCACUCGUCCAAUCUCGUGGCGGUUGGCUCCAAAAUCUACAACAUUGGCGAGGAUGCAAAAUCUUCGUCUACCGUCUCGAUCCUGGACUGCAAGUCUCAUACUUGGUGUGAGGCUCCAAAAAUGCUGGUGGAGCGGUCUUAUCCAGUUUUCCAUGUUGUUGAUGGAAAGAUAUACGUAGCAGGAGGAUGUGAAGAAGAGUGCAAGUCCUCCAACUGGAUGGAGGUUUUCGACUCAAAAAAGCAAACUUGGGAGCUUGUGUCGUGCCCUCUUGUAGUGGGAUGGGUAAAUCAUAGACGCAAGAGCGCAGUAAUUGAUGGAAAUAUAUAUUUAUAUAACGUUCUUUAUUGUUACGCUAAAGGAAUCAUAUGGUACAACCCUAAGGUAGGAAUCUGGUUUGAAUUGAAGAGUUUUAUAGGACUACCCAAAUUUGAUGAUCAUGUUGGUGUCAAAGUCAAAAUGGCUGAAUAUGGUGGAAAGAUGGUUAUCUUUUGGGACAAGUAUCUUCCUUCUAGUGGCUAUAAGAAUAAGGUGAUUUGGUGUGCAGUGAUUGCAUUUGAAAAACGCGACAACAACAGUCAAGAUAUUUGGGGGAGUCGAGAGAUUUUGGGGAAGGUUGAGUGGUUUGAUGCAGGCUUACAGUCCCCGAAAAAUAUAAAUUCGUGUCUGCUCUUUCUGCUACUGUUUGAUUAA
This is a messenger RNA of Camelina sativa (false flax), 1090 nucleotides long. Lineage: Eukaryota; Viridiplantae; Streptophyta; Magnoliopsida; Brassicales; Brassicaceae. The record is from RefSeq and is a predicted model, not a curated record.